UAUAGAGGUUACAUAUGGUUAUAUGACUCAUGGCUAUCAUUUAUCUUUAAUGUGUUGGAACAACACUGAUCAACAUAUCCUAGAGAUGAGACCAUCACCGACCAGCUGAAGGAGCGCAAGGAACGUGAGAAAAACAACACCCCGGAGGCGAUCGCCAAAAGGCAAGCAGAGGAGGCGGCCGAGAAGAUCGCAGCCUUCAAGAAGAAUAUCGCCCUGGAUGCGCAGAAGAUGCUGAAAGACGAGGAGGAGAAGAAAAAGAAAGAAGAGGAAGAAAAAGAGGCAGCCCGAAAGAAGCAGUUCUUAGACGACAUCAAGGAAGCCUUGAAAGUGGUCCGCAAACUCGCCACAUCACCUGAGGAGGAUCCCAGUGGAGGUGAGUUGAUGAAGGCCGCAAAGGCCAGUGUUGCCCAGGCCUUGGCUGCUGCGACCAAGGCUGGUAUUGAUCAAGAAGAUAUCGUUGCAGCCUCACAAGCAGCACCCGAGGAAAACGAGGAAGAAGAGGAUGAGAAGGACAAGGAGAAAGCCCAAAAGAAGAUGAGUAAGAAGGAGAAAAAGAAGAUUGCCAAGGUUGCCGACGUUGCUGCCAUGCAAGCCAAAGAGGAGGGCAGGUCCAUUCCAGACAUCGCAAAGGCUGCCACGCAAGCAGCCAAGGCCUGGGGUGGCGAUGCUGAAGAUAUCAAGCUGGCAGCCGAAAAAGCUUUAAAGAUUGCCAAAGGAGAGAUCACGGUGGACCCCAACACGGAUCCCAACAAGGACGACUCCUCCAGUAGCAGCUCCAGCAGCUCCAGCUCAGUGGAGGAAGAGGAGGACCUUGGAGCAAUGGAUCGUCACAAGGCCAAGAUGGACGGUAUGGCGGCGAUUUAUUACUGGGGCUUGAAGCAACAGGCCGAGGCCGCCGCGCCGGUCGCAGCGGUCGCACCGGUCGCACCGCUUGCGGCUGCGGCGCUGGCGCCGACCUUUGCGAAGUCGGCACCCAGCAAGCCGAUGGCACCGUGAUGGCCGAGUCAGGGGAUCAUGUUCCGGACUGAAUGG
This is a messenger RNA of Cladocopium goreaui, 1032 nucleotides long. NCBI's taxonomy places the organism in Eukaryota, Dinophyceae, Suessiales, Symbiodiniaceae. The record is from the annotation of a GenBank genome assembly.